GGAAGAGAAAGCCAUGGCCGAAGGCAACGAGCUCAUGAACAGGCUCAUGAGUGAGAACGCCGACCUCAAGAAGCAGGUCCGCCUCAUGAAGGAGAACCAGAUGCUGAAGCGGCUGCUCAGCGAGAACUGCCAUGACAACAGCGGCCGCAGCCGAGAAGGUCGGGACAACCGCGACUUCCUCUUCCCCAAAGUCCCCGGCUACCCCGAGGCCUGCUCCCCCGGGACCGGAGUUGCAGAAUACGGCAGGAUCAUCAACAUCCCCGAGACGACGUCCAACCAGCUGCAGCCUUCGGCCCUGGAGGACCUGCUCUACUCGCACAUCAACAUUUCCACUGAGGAGGACACGUCCUCCCCCACCUGCAACACCCCCUCCCAGGUGGCCUUCAAGGGCUUCCUCAGCCCCCCCGACAUGUACUCCUCCAGGACGACAGAAAGGAAGCUGAGCCAGCUGCUCAGCAGCAUGCAGGACUCCAUGAUCGACAAGCCCAUGCCCGAGUCCAAGGAGAUCCGGCAGAAGAAAGUCUGCUUCUCCGACAGCGGCCUGCCCGGAGGGGACAAGAUGAGAAAAAGCUACUACUUAAAUGAAAUACAGAGCUUUACGGGCGCUGAGAAGGACGGGAGGAUCGUGGGGGAGAUCGCCUUUCAGCUGGACAGACGGAUCCUGGCAUAUGUCUUCCCAGGAGUGACAAGGCUUUAUGGGUUCACUGUGUCCAAUAUCCCUGAGAAGAUCAAACAGACUUCCAUAAAAUCUUUGGAUGGCUCCGUGGACGAGAAGAAGCUGCGAGACCUAACUCAUCGCUACCUGACGCUCACCACCCGUCUGGAGAAACUUGGCUACAACAGGGAGGUCCACCCGGUGUUCAGCGAAUUCUUGAUCAACACCUACGGCAUCCUGAAGCAGAGACCUGACCUUCGCUCCAACCCCCUCCACAACAACCCGGCGGCCCUGCGCAAGCUGGUGAUCGACAUUGUGCCCCCCAAGUUCCUCGGGGACUCCUUGCUGCUCUUGAACUGUCUGUGUGAGCUCUCCAAAGAAGACAGCAAGCCCCUGUUUGCCUGGUGAUGAGGCCAUGAGGG
Messenger RNA from Gracilinanus agilis (Agile Gracile Mouse Opossum), 1077 nucleotides. It is a transcript of the gene SPATC1L, whose product is annotated as spermatogenesis and centriole associated 1 like. The transcript is spliced from 4 exons. The record is from RefSeq and is a predicted model, not a curated record. NCBI's taxonomy places the organism in Eukaryota, Metazoa, Chordata, Mammalia, Didelphimorphia, Didelphidae. The coding region runs from base 14 to 1063 and encodes 349 amino acids.